AUGAAAGUAGUCACACUGGCUUCUCAUGAAAAUCUGCUCACGGCGAGUUGUGAGCUGUUGAAUUCAGAAUGGCCACGAAGCAUGGGCUCUCGGGAGCACUCGCAAAAGAAAUCAUGUCGAGAGUCACCGCCAAUGUCGUUCCUUCUGCUGGAUUCAGAUGAAAAGUUGAUAGGGCACGCCAGAAUUUGUAAACUUCCGAAUCGCUCGAAAAUGCUAGCUGUUAUUAGCUGUUUUUGCUGUUAUUCGCUGUUAUUAGCUAGUAUUCUAAUAUUCGCUAUGACUGCCGUUGCGGCUAUAUUAGACUUAAAGUCUUUUAACCUAAUCAAAACCUGGCCGGAGCUAGCCAACAAAACCGACGACGAAUUCGAUGAGACGGAGAGACGGUUCAGAUCGAUGAAACAAACAUUGUCAAGAGAAAGUAUAAUGUGGGAAGGAUCGUUCGUAAUGGAUGGCACAACAGUCAUCACUGACUGUUGGCGAGGAUACAACGGACUCGCGGCGCUAGGUUAUGAUCAUAAAACAGUGAACCAUUCUCAAAAUUUUGUGGACCCUGCCACUGGUCUCCAUACGCAGAGAGUUGAGUCGCUUUGGAGCCAUUUGAAGCGUAGAAUCAAGCCAAAGUGCGGCCUUAAAGGAGAUUUAUGGGAUGAUCACUGGUUUGAAGCUUUAUGGCACUUCAAGCACCACGAAGAGGCGAAGCUCUACGAGCUUUGGGCUGAGAUCGCUAGAAGAUAUCCACUCACUUAA
This is a messenger RNA of Caenorhabditis briggsae, 747 nucleotides long. Lineage: Eukaryota; Metazoa; Nematoda; Chromadorea; Rhabditida; Rhabditidae. The record is from RefSeq and is a predicted model, not a curated record. The coding region runs from base 1 to 747 and encodes 248 amino acids. The transcript is spliced from 4 exons.